Camellia sinensis is the source of this 746-nucleotide messenger RNA. The record is from RefSeq and is a predicted model, not a curated record. Lineage: Eukaryota; Viridiplantae; Streptophyta; Magnoliopsida; Ericales; Theaceae.
CUUGGCCAUCAGAAGAUCUCUGAAUUCUUCAGCAAGCAAGGCUCUCUCUCUCUCUCUCUCUCCAUAGAAGAUAAUAGUAAUGGGUAGUUCUGGUCUUCCAUUUCCUGUAACCCACCAGAAGCUCUCGCUUGAUAUCAAGUGAGUCGGUCGAUAAUGGAUGACUGCUUUCCCAAAGCGAUGGUGUCGGUUUGGAUGUUGAUGGGCCAAGGGUAUACCCGAGCCAAACCGACCUGUGAAUGCCCUAGUGGAAAUAAAACGGAUUUAGUCAUUUGUAGCUACGAUGAUCAUUUUCUUGUUAUUGCAACUCAAAUAGGAAGUAUGGGGACAAUACUGCAUGCCAGGAAAGAGGAAGGGAUGUUAAUUCAACCAACCUUCAAUGUCUCUGUUAUAUGCGGUAAACGAGAUGAGCCAAUGCUAGUGGCAUGUGCUCGUCAGCUGAUUGAAAACAUAAGGAAACAUUGAAAGGCAUCGUUCAUGCCGUGGUUGAGAAUCGCCUCUGGUAACUUCAUGCAUCAAGUUUUCAUUGCGCUUUGUUUAUCGAAGCAAUCUACAUUCUCUGCACCCUUGUAAUGUAGACCUUAUUGUCUCGGGACAGACAUGAAAUUAAAAUUGGAAAGAAGAAUUUAGCAUUUCUUUUUCAUCUUCUCUUUGUAAUAGUGUAUUGUAAUUUGGACUUGUUCAUCCUGGAAUGAACUAACCUCCAUUGUUUUGUGAAUUUGGAGUAUCUAACUAAAUUUUGUUUUCCC